AAAGGGCCAGCUAGGCGCCGGGCGACCAUUUACAUCGAUCGCAACAAAGCAACAAGUUAGUGUUAUAACCGAAGGGAAACUGAGUCCGACUUUUGUUUUGAGGAAUUAUUGGCCUUGUUUGGGCGCGGUCCUGGCCCGAUGAUGCAGCUACUGAGCCUGCUCUUCGUUUGUACGCUGGUCUGCUCAGCAAGCGCACAAGCAGUAAAAGAUGGUGAAAUUCGCCUUGUAGGAGGCACUUCCGAUUCCGAAGGUCGUGUUGAGGUCAGUUACAAUGGCGAAUGGGGAACUGUUUGCGAUGAUAGUUGGGAAACGAUCGAUGCCUACGUGGUCUGCCGAUCUCUAGGUUUUGUUGGUGCUCUUGAAGCUGUGCCAUCAGCUGGAUUCGGUCAAGGCACUGGCACCAUUGUUCUGGAUGACGUUAAUUGUUCUGGAGACGAAUCAACUCUCUUUGAAUGCGAGAAUCCUGGUCUUGGGGUCAACAACUGUGGCCAUUCGGAAGAUGCUGGUGUUCGUUGCGAGGUUCUAGAAGAUGGUGAGGUUCGUCUAGUUGGAGGUACCACCGAUUCCGAAGGUCGUGUAGAGGUCAGCUACAAUGGACAAUGGGGAACUGUUUGCGAUGACAGUUGGGAUACGACCGAUGCCAACGUGGUCUGCCGAUCUCUCGGUUUCGUUGGUGCUCUUGAAGCUGUGCCAUCGGCUGGAUUCGGUCAAGGAACUGGCACCAUUGUUCUGGAUGACGUCAAUUGUUCUGGAGACGAAUCAACUCUCUUUGAAUGCGCGAAUCCUGGUCUUGGAGUCAACAACUGUGGCCAUUCAGAAGAUGCUGGUGUUCGUUGCGAAGUUCUAGAAGAUGGUGAGGUUCGUCUAGUUGGAGGUACCACCGAUUCCGAAGGUCGUGUAGAGGUCAGCUACAAUGGACAAUGGGGAACUGUUUGCGAUGACAGUUGGGAUACGACCGAUGCCAACGUGGUCUGCCGAUCUCUCGGUUUCGUUGGUGCUCUUGAAGCUGUGCCAUCGGCUGGAUUCGGUCAAGGAACUGGCACCAUUGUUCUGGAUGACGUCAAUUGUUCUGGAGACGAAUCAACUCUCUUUGAAUGCGAGAAUCCUGGUCUUGGAGUCAACAACUGUGGCCAUUCAGAAGAUGCCGGAGUUCGUUGUCAAGUACUUGAAGAUGGUGAAAUACGCCUUGUAGGAGGCACCUCUGACUCUGAAGGGCGUGUUGAGGUCAGUUACAAUGGCGAAUGGGGAACUGUUUGCGAUGAUCUUUGGGAUACGACUGAUGCCAGCGUGGUCUGCCGAUCUCUCGGUUUCGUUGGUGCUCUUGAAGCUGUGUCAUCGGCUGGAUUCGGUCAAGGCACUGGCACCAUUGUUCUGGAUGACGUCAAUUGUUCUGGAGACGAAUCAACUCUCUUUGAAUGUCCAAAUCCUGGUCUUGGGGUCAACAACUGUGGCCAUUCAGAAGAUGCUGGUGUUCGUUGCGAAGUUCUAGAAGAUGGUGAGGUUCGUCUAGUUGGAGGUACCACCGAUUCCGAAGGUCGUGUAGAGGUCAGCUACAAUGGACAAUGGGGAACUGUUUGCGAUGACAGUUGGGAUACGACCGAUGCCAACGUGGUCUGCCGAUCUCUCGGUUUCGUUGGUGCUCUUGCAGCUGUGCCAUCGGCUGGAUUCGGUCAAGGAACUGGCACCAUUGUUCUGGAUGACGUCAAUUGUUCUGGAGACGAAUCAACUCUCUUUGAAUGCGAGAAUCCUGGUCUUGGAGUCAACAACUGUGGCCAUUCAGAAGAUGCCGGAGUUCGUUGUCAAGUACUUGAAGAUGGUGAAAUACGCCUUGUAGGAGGCACCUCUGACUCUGAAGGUCGUGUUGAGGUCAGUUACAAUGGCGAAUGGGGAACUGUUUGUGAUGAUCUUUGGGAUACGACCGAUGCCAACGUGGUCUGCCGAUCUCUCGGUUUCGUUGGUGCGCUUGAAGCUGUGUCAUCGGCUGGAUUCGGUCAAGGCACUGGCACCAUUGUUCUGGAUGACGUCAAUUGUUCUGGAGACGAAUCAACUCUCUUUGAAUGCCCAAAUCCUGGUCUUGGGGUCAACAACUGUGGCCAUUCAGAAGAUGCUGGUGUUCGUUGCGAAGUUCUAGAAGAUGGUGAGGUUCGUCUAGUUGGAGGUACCACCGAUUCCGAAGGUCGUGUAGAGGUCAGCUACAAUGGACAAUGGGGAACUGUUUGCGAUGACAGUUGGGAUACGACCGAUGCCAACGUGGUCUGCCGAUCUCUCGGUUUUGUUGGUGCUCUUGAAGCUGUGCCAUCGGCUGGAUUCGGUCAAGGAACUGGCACCAUUGUUCUGGAUGACGUCAAUUGUUCUGGAGACGAAUCAACUCUCUUUGAAUGCGAGAAUCCUGGUCUUGGAGUCAACAACUGUGGCCAUUCAGAAGAUGCCGGAGUUCGUUGUCAAGUACUUGAAGAUGGUGAAAUACGCCUUGUAGGAGGCACCUCUGACUCUGAAGGUCGUGUUGAGGUCAGUUACAAUGGCGAAUGGGGAACUGUUUGCGAUGAUCUUUGGGAUACGACCGAUGCCAACGUGGUCUGCCGAUCUCUCGGUUUCGUUGGUGCUCUUGAAGCUGUGUCAUCGGCUGGAUUCGGUCAAGGCACUGGCACCAUUGUUCUGGAUGACGUCAAUUGUUCUGGAGACGAAUCAACUCUCUUUGAAUGCCCAAAUCCUGGUCUUGGGGUCAACAACUGUGGCCAUUCAGAAGAUGCUGGUGUUCGUUGCGAAGUUCUAGAAGAUGGUGAGGUUCGUCUAGUUGGAGGUACCACCGAUUCCGAAGGUCGUGUAGAGGUCAGCUACAAUGGACAAUGGGGAACUGUUUGCGAUGACAGUUGGGAUACGACCGAUGCCAACGUGGUCUGCCGAUCUCUCGGUUUCGUUGGUGCGCUUGAAGCUGUGUCAUCGGCUGGAUUCGGUCAAGGCACUGGCACCAUUGUUCUGGAUGACGUCAAUUGUUCUGGAGACGAAUCAACUCUCUUUGAAUGCCCAAAUCCUGGUCUUGGGGUCAACAACUGUGGCCAUUCAGAAGAUGCUGGUGUUCGUUGCGAAGUUCUAGAAGAUGGUGAGGUUCGUCUAGUUGGAGGUACCACCGAUUCCGAAGGUCGUGUAGAGGUCAGCUACAAUGGACAAUGGGGAACUGUUUGCGAUGACAGUUGGGAUACGACCGAUGCCAACGUGGUCUGCCGAUCUCUCGGUUUCGUUGGUGCUCUUGAAGCUGUGCCAUCGGCUGGAUUCGGUCAAGGAACUGGCACCAUUGUUCUGGAUGACAUCAAUUGUUCUGGAGACGAAUCAACUCUCUUUGAAUGCGAGAAUCCUGGUCUUGGAGUCAACAACUGUGGCCAUUCAGAAGAUGCCGGAGUUCGUUGUCAAGUACUUGAGGAUGGUGAAAUACGCCUUGUAGGAGGCACCUCUGACUCUGAAGGUCGUGUAGAGGUCAGCUACAAUGGACAAUGGGGAACUGUUUGCGAUGACAGUUGGGAUACGACCGAUGCCAACGUGGUCUGCCGAUCUCUCGGUUUCGUUGGUGCUCUUGAAGCUGUGUCAUCGGCUGGAUUCGGUCAAGGCACUGGCACCAUUGUUCUGGAUGACGUCAAUUGUUCUGGAGACGAAUCAACUCUCUUUGAAUGCCCAAAUCCUGGUCUUGGGGUCAACAACUGUGGCCAUUCAGAAGAUGCUGGUGUUCGUUGCGAAGUUCUAGAAGAUGGUGAGGUUCGUCUAGUUGGAGGUACCACUGAUUCCGAAGGUCGUGUAGAGGUCAGCUACAAUGGACAAUGGGGAACUGUUUGCGAUGACAGUUGGGAUACGACCGAUGCCAACGUGGUCUGCCGAUCUCUCGGUUUCGUUGGUGCUCUUGAAGCCGUGCCAUCGGCUGGAUUCGGUCAAGGAACUGGCACCAUUGUUCUGGAUGACGUCAAUUGUUCUGGAGACGAAUCAACUCUCUUUGAAUGCGAGAAUCCUGGUCUUGGAGUCAACAACUGUGGCCAUUCAGAAGAUGCCGGAGUUCGUUGUCAAGUACUUGAAGAUGGUGAAAUACGCCUUGUAGGAGGCACCUCUGACUCUGAAGGUCGUGUUGAGGUCAGAUACAAUGGCGAAUGGGGAACUGUUUGUGAUGAUCUUUGGGAUACGACCGAUGCCAGCGUGGUCUGCCGAUCUCUCGGUUUUGUUGGUGCACUUGAAGCUGUGUCAUCGGCUGGAUUCGGUCAAGGCACUGGCACUAUUCUACUCGAUGAUGUCGAUUGCUCCGGAGACGAACUGACCCUCUUUGAAUGCCGAAAUCCUGGUCUUGGAGUCAACAACUGUGGCCAUUCAGAAGAUGCCGGAGUUCGUUGUCGAGUUAUUGCAGAUGGUAUCGUCCGACUCGUAGACGGCAUUUUCUAUUGGCAAGGUCGUGUUGAGGUCAGCUACAAAGGACAAUGGGGAACUGUUUGCGAUGACAAUUGGGAUACGACCGAUGCCAACGUGGUCUGCCGAUCUCUCGGUUUCGUUGGUGCGCUUGAAGCUGUGCCAUCGGCUGGAUUCGGUCCAGGAACUGGCACCAUUGUUCUGGAUGACGUCAAUUGUUCUGGAGACGAAUCAACUCUCUUUGAAUGCGAGAAUCCUGGUCUUGGAGUCAACAACUGUGGCCAUUCAGAAGAUGCCGGAGUUCGCUGUCAAGUACUUGAAGAUGGUGAAAUACGCCUUGUAGGAGGCACCUCUGAUUCUGAAGGUCGUGUUGAGGUCAGUUACAAUGGCGAAUGGGGAACUGUUUGCGAUGAUCUUUGGGAUACGACCGAUGCCAACGUGGUCUGCAGAUCUCUCGGUUUCGUUGGUGCGCUUGAAGCUGUGCCAUCGGCUGGAUUCGGUCAAGGCACUGGCACCAUUGUUCUGGAUGAUGUCAAUUGUUCUGGAGACGAAUCAACUCUCUUUGAAUGCUCGAAUCGUGGUCUUGGAGUCAACAACUGUGGCCAUUCAGAAGAUGCCGGAGUUCGUUGCGAAGUGCCUCCCGUUCCAGUGCGAAUCGUCGGAGGUUUGGUGGAAGGGAGAGUUGAGGUGCUCUUCAAUGGAGAAUGGGGGACCGUCUGCGAUUACCUCUGGGACGACUCCGAUGCUACGGUCGUCUGCCGAAUGCUCUCCCUUGGUCAGACGGGUGCUGCGCGGAGAGAAGCCUACUACGGCGAGGGCGAUGGGAGUAUAUUCCUCACAGCUCUUGAGUGCGACGGAAGUGAAGCGAGUCUCUUCGAUUGCCCCAACGGUGGUAUAGGUAGCAACUGCGUACACGCUCAAGACGCGGGCGUUAAGUGUCUGCCGUAAUCGGAUGCAGCUGUUUGAUCACAUCGGUCUUCCAAAUAUGUUGUAUAAGGUUGUAAGAAAAAUGUUGUUUAUGGUGAUGGGCCUUAUUGUACAGUCAUGACAAUGUAUAAAGGAGGGGAUGUUAUACUUUUUGAAUACAAAAGCAUGAACGAUAACGAAGAUCCAUCCCAAUAUUAAACUAAAAACUAUGCUGCUAUCAAAUGGAUAGUUAUAGCUAUUGAAUGGAAUUGUUCGUUUAAUCCUAAAUGAAAUGACAGGACUAUUGAGGACUGGGGGGGGGGGGGUGAUGGCACUCCUGAUCGCGCCGAAUGGCACGCACAUUCUUUACCACAUAAACGACUGGCCC
Molecule: messenger RNA, 5674 nt
Organism: Lytechinus variegatus (green sea urchin)
Lineage: Eukaryota; Metazoa; Echinodermata; Echinoidea; Temnopleuroida; Toxopneustidae
Product: deleted in malignant brain tumors 1 protein-like
Exons: 17
Coding region: 139-5328 (1729 amino acids)
Cellular component (GO): membrane
Source: RefSeq, a predicted model, not a curated record